AUGGCUUUGUUCAAAUCAGCUGUUCAGCGCUUCCGUGUUCCACAUCAGCGAACUUUUGGUCUGUCCGUGGCCGAUGGUCAAAGAAACUUUUCAGAUCAUCGCUAUUCUAACAACAACAGUGAAAAUGAUUUUGCUGAUAGAGAAAGAUCCCGUUCUGUAACCUCAUAUUAUUAUCAGAGUGCCAUUGACCAAGCAGCCAAUAAGCCUUCAGUUAGAUUAACCCCAGCAGCUAUUUUAUAUUCAGGCAAAAGUCAAGACAAGAGUCACAUUUUAAGAAGUGCCCAAUACCUACAUAAAGAAUUACCAGUAAGAAUAGCACAUCGUAUUGCUGGUUUCCGUGGGUUACCAUUUAUUGUUGGUUGUAAUCCUACUAUUUUACAAGUACAUGAACUUUAUAUAAGGGCUUUCCAUAUUUUAUCCGAGUUCCCACAAGUAAGUGACCAAUAUGUUGAAGAAGAUUUUUCAGAAACUUUACGUAAUCUACUAGAUGACCAUAAAGAUGUAGUAACUUUAUUAGCAGAAGGUUUUGCUGAAUGUCGUAAACAUAUUAAGGAUGAAAAUUUGAUCAAAGGAUUUUUAGAUAAGACCUUGACCUCCAGAUUAGGAAUACGGAUGUUAGCUGAACAUCAUUUAGGUCUACAUAUUGAAAAGCCUAACUACGUUGGAAUUGUCAAUGUUGGUUUUUCGCCUCGAAAACUUAUUGAAAAGAAAGCAGAUUUUGUAAGCUCUGUUUGUCAAACCAAAUAUGGUAGCACACCAUUAAUCAAACUAAAUGGCCAUGUUGGAGCUCAGUUUCCCUAUAUCGCUCCACCAUUAGAUUAUAUUCUAACAGAACUAUUGAAGAAUGCCUGCAGAGCAACUGUAGAAUCUCAUGUUGAUAACUCACAAAACUUACCAUCAGUAAAUGUUACUAUUGCUGUUAAUGAUGAAGAUUUUGUCAUCAGAAUAUCUGAUCGUGGCCAUGGUAUACCAAGUAGUGUGGUAAAUAGAGUCUGGGAUUAUAAUUUUACUACGUCUGGUACUAUAUCAGAUGAUCGUUUGGAUGGUGGAUUGUUUGGUCAGGUGAUGAAUUCCUCUCAGAAUAGUGCUAUGCCUGGUAAAAUGCAUGGGUAUGGCUUUGGUCUACCAACUUCAUUAGCUUAUUCUCAGUAUCUUGGAGGAAGUCUGACUUUAGAAACCAUGCCAGGUAUUGGAACAGACGUCUAUUUACGUCUAGCACAUAUUGAUGGGAAGAAAGAGAGUUUCCGUAUCUAUGACAAUAAAUGUCACUGA
Molecule: messenger RNA, 1272 nt
Organism: Lottia gigantea (owl limpet)
Lineage: Eukaryota; Metazoa; Mollusca; Gastropoda; Lottiidae
Exons: 11
Coding region: 1-1272 (423 amino acids)
Biological process (GO): protein phosphorylation; regulation of glucose metabolic process
Cellular component (GO): mitochondrion
Molecular function (GO): pyruvate dehydrogenase (acetyl-transferring) kinase activity
Source: RefSeq, a predicted model, not a curated record